UUUGGCGCUCACGUCAGUUGCUAUUCCUGGCUCUGCUGGAGAAACCAAACCUGCCCCACCCCCUGCACCGCGGCGGGGGGCUCCCCACAGCACCUCGUAUUGGCUCCUGGGGCCCAGGGACGGGGCGUGGCCAACCCCCUCGGGGGAUAUAGGGCCAGGGAGAGAAGGGGCGACACGACGCGCCUACCUGGGGGGCAAGAUGAUGGCGGUGCUGCUGCUCCUCUCCCUGCUUGUGGGGCCGACUGCCCUGGCCCUGCCGGGGGAGCCCCCCGAGUGCCUGCAGGGCCCUGAGUUUUGGUGCCGGGACAUGGCCACAGCAGCCCAGUGCGGCCAACUGCAGUUUUGCCUGGAGUACGACUGGAACGAGCUGCCCGAGGGCGCUGACGAACGGCACCCCCUGGUGAAGUGCUGGGCGUGCAAAAAAGUCAUCAGCAAGCUGAAGAAAAUGGUGUCCAACACGCACAACACAAGCAGCGUGGCAAUGGCCAUCAAGAAGAUCUGCUCCAAGUUCCGCUCCGGCUUCGCAGCCAAGUGCCACCGUGUGGUGGACCGGUACAUGCAGCCCAUCGAGGACGGGCUGGCCCAGGACCUGGAGCCCCGCGACAUCUGCGUCUCCAUUAACAUGUGCAAGAGCCAGGGCCACCCAGGGUGGAAGGUUCCUGGCCUGCCCCAGGCCCCGGCUGCAGAGAGCUCUGCGGAUGCCAUGGGACCAGAUGCCGCGUGAGCCAGGGCAGAGUGGAGCGGCUGCCCCCAGCUUUGACACCCGCCCGAAAACCAGCCUUUCAAUAAAGCUUCUGCCUGCAGCA
Mauremys mutica (yellowpond turtle) is the source of this 806-nucleotide messenger RNA. RefSeq names its product prosaposin-like. The transcript is spliced from 7 exons. Bases 200 to 724 code for a protein of 174 amino acids. Gene Ontology annotation, biological process: defense response to bacterium; antimicrobial humoral immune response mediated by antimicrobial peptide; killing of cells of another organism. The record is from RefSeq and is a predicted model, not a curated record. Gene Ontology annotation, cellular component: cytolytic granule. Lineage: Eukaryota; Metazoa; Chordata; Testudines; Geoemydidae.